Messenger RNA from Pyricularia grisea, 2744 nucleotides. RefSeq lists its product as uncharacterized. The transcript is spliced from 6 exons. Gene Ontology annotation, cellular component: mitochondrion. The record is from RefSeq and is a predicted model, not a curated record. Gene Ontology annotation, molecular function: malate dehydrogenase (decarboxylating) (NAD+) activity; NAD binding. Bases 528 to 2567 code for a protein of 679 amino acids. Gene Ontology annotation, biological process: pyruvate metabolic process; malate metabolic process. Lineage: Eukaryota; Fungi; Ascomycota; Sordariomycetes; Magnaporthales; Pyriculariaceae.
UCAACGGCCUCGUGAUGUGUGUUCGUGUCAGGAAUUCCUUACUCUCUACUUGUGUAUUACAUACAUAAUACGUACCAAAUACAGUACUCCGUACAUUGUGUUGAGGAUUUAAUAAGCAACCACAUACACGCCCCUCGACAUACAUAAAAGAAACCAAAGAAGCCUGCCCCCCCAAAGCAGCUUCUUGAUGACAGUGAGGAUCGCAGCUUGAUACGUUCAUUCUCUAGGCGCAUCGGUUCCUGUAAGGUGGUGAAACAUUUCAAAACUUCUCCCUAGUGCUUCUUUAAAGUGCCCCACAAAAGCUCACUGCCCCUUGGUAUGCCCAACCAGGGUUUUCCCGCGUUGUAUUAAAAGAAAGUCAGAACGUCCCGCUGCCCACACGACAUCCCGACUACUUCUCGUCGUUCGAUUUUUUAUUUAUUUUAAAAAUAACCUCGUGUACCUUGUCCCCCUUCCUUUUUAUUGACCGCGACUCGUCACUUGUUUUCAUUAAUUUUCUUUCUCCCUCGUCUCCUUUUCUUCUUGAAAUGGUCCCCAUGGCUUCCUACUCACACUCUUCUGCGAGCUCAGAUUUAGUCUCGACGCCUCGAUCAGCCUCACCUUCCACUGCCUCCCGUUCGGGUCGUUCUGCUUCCCGCUACUCGGUAUCAAAUAGGACCUCUGUCUCCAGACGGUCUACCAUAAUGAACCAAGCUGCUCCCACCACUGCCAUAGACAUUGCCCAAAUAGAAGAGGGCAUCAAGAUGGCGAACCUCGACACACUCCGUGGCUACAGCAACACAACUCCCGCUCCCGUUCAACAGGCUAUCAAGACCGAGUACACCCCAAUGUCGCAGGCGGCAGGUUACCAGGUCCUCAGGGAGCCCAUGUGGAACAAGGGUCUGAUGUUCACCCCUGAGGAGCGGGUCUCCAAGAACCUCACUGGUCUCCUCCCCCACACCAUGGAGACCGAGGAUAUUGCCUGCGCCCGCGCCAUGAAGAUGAUCCGCACGCGCUCUACCAACGUGGACAGGUAUCUUUACCUGUCGAGCCUCAAAUCCUCCAACAUCGACCUCUUUUACAGGCUCUUGAUGGACAAUGUGCGCGAGCUCAUGCCGCUCGUCUACACGCCGACCAUCGGAGAUGUCUGUCUCCAGUACUCUUCCCUGUUUACCCGUCCGGAGGCCUUGUAUAUUUCGAUUAAGCAGCGAAAGUCCAUCAAGACCAUGCUGGCCAACUGGCCAUACCCCAACCCCGAGAUCUGCGUCAUCACGGACGGUUCUCGUAUCUUGGGUCUGGGUGACCUCGGUAUCAACGGUGUCGGCAUCAGCAUCGGAAAGCUUGCGCUCUACACUGCCGCGGCUGGUAUCCACCCCUCCAAGCAGUUGCCCAUCGUCAUCGACUGUGGCACCAACAACGAGGAGAACCUGCGCGAUCCUCUCUACCUUGGUCUGCGCGCCAAGCGCCCCUCGGUCCAGGAGCAGCAGGACUUCUGCGACGAGGUUAUGAGCGCCAUCAAGGAGGUGUACCCCAACAUGGUUGUCCAGUUUGAGGAUUUCGAGACGGAGAAGGCCUUCAACUACCUGGACCGCUACCGAUUCGACCCCAAGCUGAACUGCAUGUUCAACGAUGACAUUCAGGGUACCGGAGCCGUGGUUCUCGCCGGAUAUAUCAAUGCCGUCAAGCUGAGCAAUGUCCCGGUCGAGGAGCAACGUCUUGUCUUUAUGGGCGCAGGGAGUGCUGGCGCAGGCGUGGCACGUCAACUGGCAUGUGCUCCGCUUAUUCCUCUUUCCCCGGUCGACUAUUACCGUCAUGCUCACGGAAUGUCCGAGCAGGAGGCUAAGGAAAAGUUCUACCUUGUCGACACCAAGGGACUUAUCACUCGCGACAGGUUCGACGGAGCCAAGCUUCCUUCCCACAAGCGCUACUUCGCCAGGGAUGACAACAACGGCCAUCAGUUCCAGACCCUGGAGGAUGUGAUCGAGUUUGCUCGCCCUAGUGCUCUGGUUGGUUUGACUGCCACGUUCGGUGUCUUCACCGAGAGCAUCGUCCGCGGUCUCAAGGCUAGCGUCGACGCUGCUGGUCACAGGAACCGCCGCCCCAUCCUGUUCCCUCUCAGCAACCCCCUCACAAAAGCUGAGUGCACUUUCAGCCAAGCCAUUGACUGGACUGACGGAACCGUCAUCUUCGCCUCGGGUUCUCCCUUCGCACCUCACACCGUCAAGAACGGUGACAGCGCAACGACGUACUAUCCUAACCAGGGCAACAACGUCUACGUCUUCCCGGGUAUCGGACUGGGUGCCAUUCUCGCCAAGGCCAGCAGGGUCACUGACGAGAUGGUCUACACUUCGGCCGAGGCCCUUGCCAACUGCCUGAAUGCCGAUGAGAUCGCCACGGGUCUGAUCUACCCCCGCAUCGACAGGGUCCAGGACGCCUCCCUUGUUGUUGCCAGGGAAGUGAUGAAGUGCUGCCGUCGCCAAGGUUUCAGCAAACUGGACGACGAGUUGUGGAAAAGUUGGGAAGAAUGGGGAGACAACGCGUUGAUGUCGUGGAUCAAGACCAAGCUUUACAAGCCUCUGAAAGAGUAAAGAAAUUUAUGCGGUAGACAAAAGUUGGGUUGAUUUUCGUUUUCUAUUCUUUUUUUUUUCUUCUUCACAUAAUCUUUUGUACGUCAAAUACCCACGUAAUACUCCAGGACCCACACCUGGCUACAUGGCCGUUGCCAAUGAGAAACAGGCUCAAUAUAAAUUCUAGACUACAUGAAA